Molecule: messenger RNA, 1632 nt
Organism: Pipistrellus nathusii (Nathusius's pipistrelle)
Lineage: Eukaryota; Metazoa; Chordata; Mammalia; Chiroptera; Vespertilionidae
Source: the annotation of a GenBank genome assembly
AUGAGGUCUUCAAUGGCUCGGCGGACGUACACCACCAAAGGGGGCUUCAGCUCCAACUCUGCCAGUGGAGGGGGUGGGCCCAGGGCCCACACCAGCUUCAGCUCUGUCACCAUGUCCCGGAGCAGUGGCAGUGGUGGUGGGGCCCGCUGUGGCCCGAGCACAGGCGGCUUUGGCAGCCGGAGCCUCUAUAACUUGGGGGGCAGCAAGAGUAUCUCCGUCAGUAUGGCUGGAGGGGCCUCCUCAGGGCGGGCCCUCGGCGGCUUUGGCCAUGGCGGUGGGGCCUUCAUGAGCCUGGGGGCUGGAAGGCAAACAUUCGGGCCCGUCUGUCCUCCUGGCGGCAUCCAGGAGGUCACCGUCAACCAGAGCCUGCUGACCCCACUCAACGUGGAGAUCGACCCGGAGAUCCAGCGGGUGCGCACCCAGGAGCGGGAGCAGAUCAAGACCCUCAACAACAAGUUUGCCUCCUUCAUCGACAAGGUGCGCUUCCUGGAGCAGCAAAACAAGGUCCUGGACACCAAAUGGACCCUGCUGCAGGAGCAGGGCACCAAGACCGUGAGGCAGAACCUGGAGCCUUUGUUUGAGCAGUACAUCAACAACCUCAGGAGACAGCUGGAUGGUGUCCUGGGGGAGAGGGGCCGCCUGGACUCAGAGCUGAGGAACAUGCAGGAUCUGGUGGAGGACUUCAAGAACAAGUAUGAAGAUGAAAUCAACAAGCGCACCACUGCUGAGAAUGAGUUUGUGAUGCUGAAAAAGGAUGUGGACGCCGCCUACAUGAGCAAGGUGGAGCUGGAGGCCAAGGUCGAUGCACUGAUGGAUGAGAUCAACUUCUUGAAGAUGUUCUUUGAGGCGGAGCUGUCCCAGAUGCACACGCACAUCUCAGACACAUCUGUGGUGCUGUCCAUGGACAACAACCGAUCCCUGGACCUGGACAGCAUCAUUGCUGAGGUCAAGGCCCAAUAUGAGGACAUUGCUAACCGAAGCCGGACGGAAGCCGAGUCCUGGUACCAGACCAAGUAUGAGGAGCUUCAGGUCACAGCUGGCAGACACGGGGAUGACCUGCGCAACACCAAGCAGGAGAUUGCUGAGAUCAACCGCAUGAUCCAGAGGCUGAGAUCUGAGAUUGACCACGUCAAGAAACAGUGCGCCAGCCUGCAGGCCGCCAUUGCUGAUGCUGAGCAGCGUGGGGAGAUGGCCCUCAAGGAUGCCAAGAAUAAGCUGGUUGAGCUGGAAGAUGCCCUGCAGAAAGCCAAGCAGGACAUGGCCCGGCUCCUAAAGGAGUACCAGGAGCUGAUGAAUGUCAAGCUGGCCCUGGACGUGGAGAUUGCCACCUACAGGAAGCUGCUGGAAGGCGAGGAGUGCAGGCUGAGUGGGGAAGGUGUUGGACCAGUCAACAUCUCUGUGGUGCAGUCCACCGUCUCCAGUGGCUAUGGCAGUGCCGGUGGUGUUGGCAGUGGCUUUGGCCUGGGCGGAGGCAGCGGCUACUCCUAUGGCAGUGGUCACGGCCUUGGAGGUGGCUUCAGUUCUGGCAGUGGCAGAGGCUUUGGAGGUGGCCUCAGCUCUGUUGGGGGCAGCAGUUCCACCAUCAAAUACAGCACCACCACAUCUUCCAGCAGGAAGGGCUACAACCACUGA